AUGGCCAACAAACAGCACAUCUGGUUCAACGAACCCGCUUCGAAAUGGGUCGAAGCCCUCCCAAUCGGCAACGGCAGACUCGGAGCAAUGAUCCACGGCAAAGUCCACAACGAGAUCUGGCAACUGAACGAAGACUCAGUGUGGUACGGCUCACCCCGUGACCGGAAUCCGCCGGACGCGUUAAGGAAUCUCCCCAGAAUAAGACAGCUCUUGGAAGCCGGGAAGCCGCGGGAGGCCGAGAGCCUGGCCGCGAAGGCGUUUAUGGGGAUUCCUGAGUCGCAGCGGCAUUAUGAGCCGCUGGGGGAGGUUCAGUUUCGGUUUUGGGGACGGCAGGGACAGGGAAAGAGACAAGAUGAAGAAGGAGAUGGAGGUGUCUGUGACUACAAGCGGUAUCUGGAUAUCGGGCAGGCGUUGUGCGGCGUGGAGUAUGGGGUUGAUGGUGUUGGGUUUCGGCGGGAGGUGUUUGCCAGUGCGCCGCAGAAUGUGAUUGUUUCGCGGUUUUCAACGUCCCAGGGUGGGAAGCUGUCGUUCGAUCUACGACUGUUUCGGGGUGAGGAUACGAAUGUGUUUGUGGAUGAGAUCAAGAUUGUCGAUGGAAUGAUCGUGAUGACGGCGCAGACUGGCGGUGGUGGCGUGCGGCUCUGCCUGGUGGCGAGUGUGCAUGUCGAGGGAGGAAAUGUCGAGACGAUUGGGGAAUAUAUCGUUGUGCGGAAUGCGGACAGCGCUGAGAUCCGACUGACUGCUUGCACGACAUUCCGGUAUCCAGACCCUGAGGCUACCUGUUUAGGCUGGAUGAAAGAGCUAGCAGGCCUCGCUUACCAGGAUCUCCGGGCUAUGCAUAUCCAAGAUUAUCAGUCUCUGUUCUCGCGGGUGGAGCUCUCCCUCGGCCGCGCUGAGGGACAGAGUGAUGAAUCCCUCGCCUCUCGAUCAACUAAAGAACGAAUGGCACUGGCUCGAAAGGGCCAGGUAGAUCUAGACCUCAUAGCCCUAUAUUACCAGUUUGGUCGGUACCUGCUAAUCUCCAGCAGCCGACCUGGAUACAAAGCCCUACCAGCAAACCUUCAGGGCAUCUGGAACGACAGCAUGAGCCCACCCUGGGGAUCCAAAUUCACGAUCAACGUCAACACGCAAAUGAACUACUGGCUCGCCGAGGUAACGAACCUCUCCGAGUGCCACGAGCCGUACUUCGACCACGUCAAGCGCCUAGCUGCGAACGGAUCCGUCACGGCGCAGACAAUGUACGGCUGCCAGGGCUGGGUGGCCCACCACAACACCGAUCUCUGGGCGGAUUCUGCGCCGCAGGAUCGAUGGAUCCCAGCAACUUUAUGGCCGCUCGGGGGCGCCUGGCUCUGCACCCACAUCUGGGAUCGGUUUAUGUUCACCCAGAAUCGGGACUUCCUCCGAGACCUGAUCGGGCCCUUGCGCGGGAGCGUGCAGUUCUUCCUGGAUUAUCUGAUCGAGGAUGGUGGAGCUGGGUACAUGGUGACAUCUCCAUCGCUCUCCCCGGAGAACCAGUACCGACACCCGAACGGCGAGGAAGGCUGCAUGUGCAUUGCGCCGACAAUGGACACCCAGAUCCUGCGGUCGCUAUUCGAGGGCUAUCUCGCUGCCAUUGAGAUCGUCGGCACAGAAACCGAUACCCCCAUCGCCACCCACGUCAAGCAAUACCUGGCCAAGCUGCCUCCCCUGCAGAUAGGCAAACACGGCCAACUCCAAGAGUGGCUCGAAGACUACGACGAAGUCGACCCGGGCCACCGCCACGUCUCGCAUCUCUGGGGUCUGUACCCGGGCACCCAAAUCACCGCCGACCACACGGCCCUCCUGGACGCCUGCAAGCAGACGCUGCGUCGUCGCGCCGCACACGGGGGCGGACAUACAGGCUGGAGCCGCGCAUGGAUGAUAGCCCUGUGGGCGCGUCUGCGCGACGGAGACGAGGCAGGGCGCCAGGUAGCGGAGAUCCUGCGCACCUCGACGCACGACAACCUGCUAGACGACCACCCGCCGUUCCAGAUCGAUGGCAAUUUCGGUGCGCCGGAGAUUCUCCCCGCGGAAGCAGUCGAUGUAUCGGGAUCCUGCUUCGGUCUCGCGCUCUACUUGGAUUGUAUGCUCCAUCAUGGCUAG
Messenger RNA from Aspergillus puulaauensis, 2121 nucleotides. Its product is annotated as glycoside hydrolase family 95 protein. Gene Ontology annotation, molecular function: alpha-L-fucosidase activity. The record is from RefSeq and is a predicted model, not a curated record. The transcript has 2 exons. NCBI's taxonomy places the organism in Eukaryota, Fungi, Ascomycota, Eurotiomycetes, Eurotiales, Aspergillaceae. Gene Ontology annotation, biological process: carbohydrate metabolic process. The coding region runs from base 1 to 2121 and encodes 706 amino acids.